AAACGUGUUGUUUUGGAAGCUGCUCAGUGGAGUAACCUCUGCCCCGAGUGAUACGACAAGAAAUCACCUCCUGGCCGGGACCCAAGCAAAACACGGGAUUAACUUUGCCCUGCGCUGGCGUGCUGGGAGCGGUGAGAGCCGCUCCGGCAGCGCCAGAGCGGAGCCUGCAAGGAUGGGAGCCAGGCUGCUGUGCCUGUGCCUCCUCACAGCCCUCCUCGGCUACUACAUCUACAGCCCGCUGCCCGAGGAGCUGGCCCAGCCCGGGACAGUGAUGCUCGCCUCGGCUGCCCUGCGGGCCCUGGGGCACCUGUCGGAGGCGGCUGAGCUGCUGGGGCUGAUGCACUACAUGGAGGGCCUGAGGCUGCUCACGGCUGUGGAGCUCGUGGCUCCCACGUCCGAUGAAAACGUCACCGUGACAGACACGGAGCUCAGCGGCGUCCCCGUGCGCCUGUACCUGCCCCGGAGGGCACCUGGCGGGCUCAGGAGGGCCGUGCUCUACUUCCACGGCGGCGGCUGGUGCCUGGGAGACGCAGGCAUGCACCCCUAUGAUCUCAUGUCACGGCGGAUUUCAAACGAGCUGGAUGCUGUCGUGGUGUCAGUCAACUACAGGUUGGCCCCUCCACACCAUUUCCCUGCCCAGUUUGAGGACGUGUACUCGGUGACCAAGUUCUUCCUGCAGAGCAAGGUCCUGUCCCAGUACGGCGUGGACCCCGCGCGGGUCUGCGUGGCCGGGGACAGCGCCGGGGGCAACCUGGCUGCAGCUGUGGCACAACAGCUGUCGGAGGACCCCGAAGUCAAAACCAAGCUCAGAGCUCAAGUUCUGAUCUACCCAGCCCUGCAGGCGCUGGACCUGGACCUGCCGUCCUACCGGGACAACGCGGACAAGCCGCUGCUGCCGCGCUCGCUGAUGGUGCGCUUCUGGAGCGAGUACCUGAGCGCCGAGCCCGCUCUGCGCGCGGCCAUGGCCGCCAACCGCCACCUGCCGCCCGAGGCCGGCGCGCUGCUGCCGCUCGUCAACUGGAGCCGCUGGCUGCCCGCCGACAUGAGCAGGGCCCACACCUACCGCAGCCCGGCCCUGGGCGGCGCGGGGCUGGCCCGGCGCUUCCCCGCGCUGCUGGACCCGCGGGCGUGCCCGCUGCUGGCCGCCGAGGCCCGGCUGCGCCGCCUGCCCCCGGCCUUCGUCCUGACCUGCGAGCACGACGUGCUGCGGGACGACGGCGCCAUGUACGCGGCCCGGCUGCGCGCCGCCGGCGUGCCCGUCACGCACCACCACGCCAGGGACGCCUUCCACGGCGCCGUGAGCUUCCUGGCCUGGCCGCUGGAGCUGGCCGUGGGCCACCGGCUCCUCGGCACCUGCCUGGGCUGGCUGAAGGAGAACCUGUGAGCGGAAACCAGCCCCUCGCGUGCCCAGGUGUGACUGGGGCCGGGCUGGAUUUUGGCCGCGAUCGCCGUCCCCCUUGCAAUCCCCGUGGUGCUGGGGCUGGAGCGUUUCCCACCUUGUCUGGCAGAAAAUCAGUGUGAUCCCAACCCAGUGCUACCAUCGGAACCUCAAACCCCCAGACUGCCAGGGCCGCCCUGGGCCUCCUCCUCUGGCCCUGGGGCCUCCUCCUCUGGCCCUGGGGCCUCCUCCUCUGGCCCUGCCACCUCCAGGGUCUGGUGUCUUGUCUCUGCUGCUGCUUCUUUCCUCCUUUCGCCUCUUCAGUCCGGGGUGUGUGCCCAAGGGCCAGGUGGCUGUGGGCACAUGGGACCUGCUCGGUGGCUGCUUGCUGCCUGUCCCCUUGGCUCCGUGGGAUGUGGCAGUGGCCCCACUGCUGCCAGGGCUGAAGGGGAGCCCCGGGAGCUGCAGGAGGCUCGGGGCAGCUGCAGGGACCUGCCCAUCGCAGCUGGGGCUGGGCUGCUGCUCCUGCCCGGCACAGCUUGAGGGAAGUCUUGGAAACCCAGUGGGAUGGCUGAGAAAUUGUGCAAGUGUUUUGGGCUUUGCUUGUUUGUUUGUGUUGGGGGUUUUGUUUAUUUGGGGUUUUUGUUGUGUUGGGUUUUUGGGUUUUUUUAAAGCACGUGUCUCACUCCUACUUCCUUUCUUUAAUCCUUGCACUAGCAGGAGUGAGUGAAUCAAACCAGCAUUGGAUAUUCACUGGAAAAAGGAAGCUGUGAAGGUCCCAGACUUAGGAUAACACUGCUGCAUGGUCUGUGCUCUCCUUAUCUGUUAAGUCAUGUACUAGGUCUUCUAAUUGUCCUUGAAAUUUUUAAUCAGAUUUCACAUAUGAUUUCUUAAAAGUAGAGUUAGCUUAGUAGCUUUAUAGGCUUGGAAAAGAAACAUAGUUUACCUGGCUGUGUGGAUCAAAUAACCUCUGAGUAAAUGUUUAGUGUGUUAAAUAUAAACCCUAAAACUUUUGAUUGAAGCAUGAAUACAAGGGUUGGCUGUUGGUUUAAGUAAAUCAACCACUGGGCAGGUACUUCAUGUAUCCUGCUUUUCUUUUGCAUAAAAGGUACUGAAUGUUCAAUAAUUCUGGGUUAUUUUCCCGAGUGUGUGCAGAUGGAAUGUGUAGGGGAUGAUUGCUGUUGUCCAUCUCCAUCCAGAUGAAUAUAAACAUUAAACUGUUUUUGAUUCCA
Haemorhous mexicanus (house finch) is the source of this 2610-nucleotide messenger RNA. RefSeq names its product arylacetamide deacetylase (gene AADAC). The record is from RefSeq and is a predicted model, not a curated record. Gene Ontology annotation, cellular component: membrane. Gene Ontology annotation, molecular function: carboxylic ester hydrolase activity. Lineage: Eukaryota; Metazoa; Chordata; Aves; Passeriformes; Fringillidae. The transcript has 5 exons. Bases 173 to 1384 code for a protein of 403 amino acids.